Messenger RNA from Gastrolobium bilobum, 807 nucleotides. Its product is annotated as inactive protein RESTRICTED TEV MOVEMENT 2-like. Bases 1 to 807 code for a protein of 268 amino acids. The record is from RefSeq and is a predicted model, not a curated record. The transcript has 2 exons. Lineage: Eukaryota; Viridiplantae; Streptophyta; Magnoliopsida; Fabales; Fabaceae.
AUGAAUCAAACACCACAAUCAGCGGCUAAUCGUGUUUACCAAGAUUUUGACCCCUUUUUCGAAUGGGCAGAAGACGAAGGAAGUGCCACGCUCAUUGUAAUGCUACCAGGAUUCAUAAGGGAUCAAUUGAGGGUUCAAGUGACCUCAACUCCUGUCCUAAGGAUCAAUGGUGAACGACAGGUCUCUGAGAAUAUAUGGCGUCGUUUUGCUAAAGAAUUCUCGAUUCCUCCAUAUUGUGACGCCAAUGAAGUCAGUGCUAAGUUUGAGCGUGGCAUGCUGUCCAUCAAAUUUCCCAAGCUUAUUAUGCCACAGGAAGCAACAAAUCCACCAGAAUUAGAAGAGGUUGAUCAGCAAGAACAACAGUCACCACAGAAAGAGAAAGAACCAACUAGUGUUGAGCCUGAGGCACCACCUCAAAAGACAGAUCAACAAGAGUCACCACAGAAAGAGAAAGAACCAAUUAGUUAUGAAAAAGAAAAGAAUAAAGUAGAAAAUGUAGCACCUGACCAAGUUGCUCAGAAGAAGGUUAGGACUAAUGGGGUAUCAGAGACAGCAGAAAUAACAACCUCUAAAACACAAGAAAAGCAAAAAGCAAAGAUAACUCAAAGAUUGAAAACAAGAGUUUUAGAUUUCACUCUCAGUUUGAGAACAGCAGAUGAUCAGGAUGGUAACACUAAGACAGGGCUUAAAAGGCCCAAGACAACGUUGAACAUUAUUGUGGCCAUCUUAUUAGUUAUGGUUCUAGGUGUGUAUGUCAAAAAUGCAUUCAGGUCAUCUCAGGGGGGAUCAAAAUUCCAGGAAUUUUAA